Messenger RNA from Aspergillus campestris IBT 28561, 2648 nucleotides. Its product is annotated as AAA family ATPase SEC18. The record is from RefSeq and is a predicted model, not a curated record. NCBI's taxonomy places the organism in Eukaryota, Fungi, Ascomycota, Eurotiomycetes, Eurotiales, Aspergillaceae. Bases 224 to 2584 code for a protein of 786 amino acids. The transcript has 4 exons. Gene Ontology annotation, cellular component: Golgi stack. Gene Ontology annotation, molecular function: ATP hydrolysis activity; ATP binding. Gene Ontology annotation, biological process: Golgi to plasma membrane protein transport; SNARE complex disassembly; intra-Golgi vesicle-mediated transport.
UGAAUAUAUAUUCGUUCUUCUGACUGUAUCCCCUUUGUAAACUACCAUUAAAUCCAUCCAGACCGUGGUGAAAGAAGGUUCCCGACUCGGUGGCUGACUCGGAGAUACUAUACUCCGGCUGAUCCAUCCAUUCCCCGAACAACCACCGCCGUCACCUUCCUUCUCCUGACAUCCCCCAUUCCCCUGACACCCGUCUUUGAAACACUAAGGAUUUAGACACAGCAUGUUCAAUCGCAACAAUCUCCCCUUCGGAUCGAGACCCGCUCCGUCCCCUCGCCCUGGCGGCGGCGGUGGUUACGGUGGCGGCGGGUACUCCCCCGCGCCCGCCGCUCCGCCGCGGUCUCGCCUCGAUGCGCCCAUGCCCGACGUCCCCAUGAACAAUGCAAGGAGCAGUCCGCACGCCGAUGCCGACGGGCCGGUGUGGAUGCUGCGCUCGGAGAAGAGUCCGACAAACGACUACACAUAUGGGAAUCUGGUGGCCGUAUCGCCACAGGAUUUCCCCCAGUCCGGCGGGAAAGACUUCUUCCUCGUCAUCAACGACCUCUAUGUGUUUACGGCGCGCGCGCUGGAUACCUUCCCCCGCGGAUUCAUCAGCUUUUCGGAACCCCAGCGCACGUGGGCCAAGAUCGCUGUCACGGAUGCGGUCAAGGUGCAGAUCUACAACCCCUUUCAUCAGGAUAAGAAGGCGUAUUUGGGAUCAACGGAUAUUGAGGUCGGGUUCGCGGGUCGAAGUCGUACCGAUGAGCCGUAUGAUCAGAAUGAUUUGGCGAAUAGUGUUCGGACGAAAUUCAGCAACCAGAUUCUCGCCCCCGGCCAGAAGAUUCUCAUGGACCACCGCGGGAUCGUGCUGGCGUUGACCGUCAAGACCGUCGAGCUGGUGGACUUGAUGUCGGAGAAGCCGGAGGAGGCGACGACGGCGGCCACGGUGCCGACGGCCCGGGGUAUCCUCACCCCGCACACGGCGGUCAAUUUCUUCAAGGACGCCCGGAGCAAUAUCAACGUCAAGCCGUCCGAUCGCCGACCGGCCGCCAACUCGAUCAUCCGGCCCGACUUCAAGUUUGAGAACAUGGGCAUCGGUGGUCUAGACUCGGAGUUCAGCACCAUCUUCCGGCGUGCGUUCGCGUCGCGGAUCUUCCCGCCCGGCCUGGUCAACAAGCUGGGCAUCCAGCACGUGAAGGGUAUCCUGCUGUACGGCCCGCCCGGCACGGGUAAGACCCUGAUCGCUCGGCAGAUCGGUCAGAUGCUGAACGCGCGGGAGCCCAAGGUGAUCAACGGUCCCGAGGUGCUCAACAAGUACGUCGGUGCGUCGGAAGAGAACAUCCGGAAGCUCUUCGCGGACGCGGAGAAGGAGUACAAGGAGAAGGGCGAGGAGAGCGGCCUGCACAUCAUCAUCUUCGACGAGCUGGACGCCGUGUGCAAGCAGCGUGGCGCGGGCGCCGGGGGCGGCACGGGCGUGGGCGACAGCGUUGUCAACCAGUUGCUCUCCAAGCUGGACGGUGUGGACCAGCUGAACAACAUCCUGCUGAUCGGAAUGACGAACCGCAAGGACAUGAUCGAUGACGCGCUGCUGCGUCCCGGCCGUCUGGAGGUGCACAUGGAGAUCUCACUGCCGGAUCAGAAGGGCCGUGCCCAGAUCCUGAAGAUCCACACGACGAAGAUGAAGGCGAACGGCGUGAUGGCCGACGACGUGGACGUGGCCGAGCUGGCGCAGCUGACGAAGAACUUCUCCGGUGCCGAGAUCUCCGGUCUCGUCAAGGCGGCGUCGUCAUUCGCCUUCAACCGACACGUCAAGCCGGACACGGUAGCAGGCGUCAAAGACGACGUCGUCAACCUCAAAGUGUGCCAGGAAGACUUCUACCACGCCCUAGAGGAAGUCAAGCCCGCCUUCGGCGUCGCCGAGGAAGAGUUCGAGAACUGCCUGUCACGAGGCAUCGUGCACUACUCACCGCGGAUCAACGAGAUCCUCAACGAAGGCCACCUCUUCAUCAAGCAAGUCGGCGCAGCAGACGCCACCCCCCUCUUCUCCGUGCUCCUCCACGGGCCCUCCGCCAGCGGCAAGACCGCCCUAGCCGCGCGCAUCGCAAUGGACUCCGACUUCCCCUUCAUCCGCCUAAUCAGCCCCGAAGACAUGGUCGGCUACAGCGAGACGGCCAAAAUCCAACACAUCAGCAAAGUCUUCUCCGACGCCUACAAGAGUCAAACCAGCGUGGUGGUCGUCGACAAUAUCGAGCGCAUCAUCGACUGGCAGCCCCCCCACGGCCGCCGCCUCCUCAUCCUAGCCACCACGACGGAGCGCUCGCUCAUCAAAGAGCUGGGCAUGUACAGCUCCUUCGACGCAGACAUGGGCGUGCCAACGGUGCAGACCUACGAAGAGCUGCGGAGUGUUCUGGAAGAGUCGGGCGCGUUCACGGCGGAGGAGAUCACGCGCGCGCUGGAGGGCAUUUACAGCGUUAACGACGCGACGCAGAUUGGGGUCGGCAUUAAGAAGAUUCUGUUGGGUAUUGAGACUGCGAAGCAGGAUCCGGAUAAGGCGGGACGGUUCGCGAAUGUUAUUAAUAGGAUCAUGGAUCAGGAGAGGAGGUAGGGUAGUUUAUAUACUCCUUUUUGGUCUGGGUUUGUGCAGUAGAUAAUAGAAUAUAUUGUUUUGA